AUGGGGUCUAGGAGGACAGUCCCCGAUUUUUAUCGUGGAGGCUCGCCUUCGACACCUUACUAUACAGCUCAUCCAUCUCCGGCGGCCACUCCGGAGCCUCACUCUGAUGAUGAGCAGCAGCCAAUAGCAGCUACGCUAGGACACUCUCGUCCGCCUUCACCAGCACCAACCGCAGACUUUAGCAUGAUCUCACCUCCAAGCAGUCCUUCCUAUAUUCAAUAUCAUUCCCAGUUCCUUUCAGCACAGCAAGGGCGAAACACCCUUCCUUUCUUCCGGACAUCUCCAACCCGCACUUCUACCCAUUUACGAAGUCACAGCAUAGCCUCUGGAGGCAGUACAAAACGCCGUGUACGUCCCAAUAUCACAAAGCUUUGGGAAAGCAUCUCUUCUCCAUCUCCUCGAGGCAGCAAGUCCUCGCCUAUACUCAAACAUCCAUCGCCAAUCCACAGGCACUUUCCUAGGUCAUCCCCUAAUAUCUUGCGCGCAAAGCGCAAGACCAAACGUCCUUCAGUAUCAGGCGUCUUCUAUUGUGGAUCCAGGGUUCAGGGUAAUACCAAUGGGGAUGUCCACGUAGACUACGGUGCAUUAGACCCACUUGACGGUGAAGAAGGUGAACUCGUAGAUCACGAAGGUUAUUUUGAUGCAAUUCAAUGCGAUCUCACAGAACUCAUCCUACACAUUUUCUCCCUCCUUCCGAUGCGUUCAGUCUUAGCCUGUAUGCUCGUAUCUCACUCUUUCUACACACUAGCCAAAGACACAAGUGUCUGGCUCGGAGUGUGGAAAGGAAGGGAAGAUGAAGGUGUAUAUGGAUUCUCGCUUCUGGAGGACUCCGAAGAUGUGGAGGGAGAUGGGCCUAGUGGCUGGGCUGUAGAUUGGGAUCGAGUCAAGGCAUUGCGGCACAGCCGACGCUCCAGGGGCAUUUUUAUAGACGAAGGAAUUAAUGCUAACCGACCAUCGAUUUACAUCCCUUAUGCGGAUCCGAUCUUAAGAAGAGGCACGAAUUUAGGACCUCUCCGGCUUAACUGGCACACCCUCUACCGCUCUCGUGCCACGCUCGAAAGGCGAUGGCGAGAUCCGCGCGGUGAGCCACGGGUGAUGCGGAUUGAGGGGCACGGUGACAGCGUCUACUGCCUCGACUUUGACUCGCGACGAAUCAUCACAGGAUCUAGGGACAGGACCAUCAAAGUAUGGUGUAUUCGCACUGGCGAGUGUCUUGCGACGUUCGAGGCUCAUUUGGGGAGUGUGCUUUGUUUGAAGUUUGAAAAGGACUUUGAUGCGAAGCGAUCUUACUCGCGCCGGUCUUUUUCUCGCGGGCCUAUUAAUAGUGAGGAAGAGGAGGGUGGUGCCAACGAGGAUGCGAAUGAGGGGGAAGAGGAGGAAUCGCACGGAAUGAUGGUAUCCGGUUCUUCUGAUUGCACAGUACGCGUCUGGGACCUAUACUCAAAGCAUCGUGGUUCGGGAAUACGGGCUGAUGUGCGUGCGAUUCUGCGUGGCCAUUCUGGAGGCGUGUUGGAUUUGAGGAUGGAUGAGAAUUGGAUCGUUAGCUGCUCCAAAGACGCACUGAUCAACGUCUACUCCCGAUCUACGCUCACUUUGCAUGCUGUCCUACGAGGCCACGAAGGACCCGUGAACGCCAUCGGGCUCGAAGGCGGGAGAGUAGUGAGUGCCAGUGGGGAUGGUCGAAUGAUGUUGUGGGAUGCUGCUAGUGGGAGAUGUGAACGGGUGUUUGAGGGGCAUGAGAGGGGGUUGGCUUGUAUUGAGUUCAAGGACGACCUAAUCCUGAGCGGUUCAAACGACUGCACUAUCAAGCUCUGGCGCGCAUCUACAGGAGAGUGUCUGCACACUUUUGCUGGUCAUACGUUGUUGGUCCGCGCGUUGUGUUUUGAUCCGAAGACUGGGUAUGUGGUUAGUGCGAGCUAUGAUAGGAGCGUUAGGGUUUGGGAGUGGAGGGAACCUGCUAGAGGUGUUGGGAAGUUGGUGAGAGAGUUUAGGGAUUUGCAUGCGAGUCAUAUUUUUGAUGUUAAGUUUGAUGUGGGGAGGAUUGUUAGCACUUCGCAUGACCAGAAGAUUGUUGUUUUGGAUUUCACAGACGGCAUCGAAGGCUCUGAAAUCUUUGUGUGA
Molecule: messenger RNA, 2121 nt
Organism: Suillus fuscotomentosus
Lineage: Eukaryota; Fungi; Basidiomycota; Agaricomycetes; Boletales; Suillaceae
Product: WD40 repeat-like protein
Exons: 9
Coding region: 1-2121 (706 amino acids)
Molecular function (GO): protein binding
Source: RefSeq, a predicted model, not a curated record